AUGGCUUUCCAGAGCAGUGUUCUUAGAGAUGGCGAGUGGGUGACGCAGACCGUCAGCUUCCAAGAUGCUUUGAAGGCCUCCUCUUCUGUGCCCAAAACCGCAUCUGAUCAGCAUACCGAAAAACCUGCCUGUGGUAUCCUUUCGAGGACUAUUAUAGAGAGUCCCGUUGUUCAUUGGGUUCUCCCAGUGUUGUUGCGGUCACACUCCAACAAUGAUCUUGCGUUUAUUGGGGAUCGCUUCGUUCAAAUAAGUGAACUCCGUGAGGAUGGGCAAGUUCAUGAGGUUAUAAGAAAAGCCGAUUUUGGUACACGAAUUCGCAAUGCCGCCGUCCUCGGAGCAGUCCCAGGUGCCGGGACAAAGGGGGCACGUCCCGGCUCGAUUAAGACUGAAGACACUGACGUUGCUAUGCAAGACGAUUCUAUAAUGUAUGAAGCGGACGGACACCAUACGUUACCGCCGCAACUCCUGGUGCUGAUGCUCGAGACCGGCGAUGCUGUUUUCCUGUUCAUCCGACAACGCUUGGACGGAACGCUUGAAUUUGUGACAACAAAGCACGAGAGCCCUAGAAAUCUACAAUUUUUAGGCUAUCAUCUUGCUAUUGACCCCUCGUUUCGAUACCUGGCUGCCGGGUCCGCCCAAGGGGCGUUUAUUAUCUACGAGUUAGAGUCAUUGACCACUAUGAACUCACAAUUCCGCCAUCAUGGCUCUUUCAAACCUGUCAAGACAAUUAGAGUCCGGACAACGCAUGGAGUUAUACACAAGAUGGAAUUCUUACACCCACGACCCGAGGAUGACUACCAUAUCAUCCUCCUUCUCAUCGUCAUUCAACGCGAAGUCCGUAAGCAGGCUCACGUCUCCCGCAUGGUUGUCUACGACUGGGAGCUCGGUGAUGAACUUAGCACUGUUCUCCGGUCAGAGAAGGGGACUCUUCUCCCAAGAGAACAUAGGAUGCCCCUCAUGAUCAUCCCCCUCAAACUCAACACUGCCUUCUUCGCGGUCUCGGAACAUUGCAUUGGUAUUGUAAAGAAUGCAUUCACCGGACAAACCCUUUUUGAUACUAUUGAGACUCAUUCUCCUGGGCAAACCGACCUGCAUCAUGGAGCCUCUGAACCCCUCUGGACGGCCUGGGCGAGACCGUUCAGGCUUAAACCAUGGCAGGACAAAAUGGACACUAUUUACUUAGCUCGUGAAGAUGGUGUUAUUACCCAGAUCGAGAUUGACGCAACGGCUCUAGUUCCUUCGGUGCUCAACGUCGGAACGAUCAACACUAAUAUUACGACUGCGUUCACCGCCGCCUAUGAUGUCUUUUCGGAUGUGCUCGUGAUUGGAGGCGAGUCGGGUCCAGGGGGUAUUUGGAAGAUCGAUGCCCGCGCCGACCCUCAGCAAGUCAGUGUUAUACCGAAUUGGUCACCCGUUGUAGACCUUGCCACCACAGAUACACAUCUCUCUUGGGCGAGAGGCAACACACACAAGGAAAUAUCAACCAGGCGCAAAAAUGCUACAAACCUGAAACAAAAACCAGAUCGCAUCUUUUGCACUUCCGGUCGUGGACCUCGGUCAAGUUUGACAGAACUAAGAUGGGGAAUCCAGGCAAGGAUUGGACUGGAAUUCGAUUAUGACCAACCUGUUCGCCAAUCGUGGAUGUUCCCUAUCGAAAUUCAAGGCGAAAAAGGGUUCUAUGCUGUGCUAUCGUUGCCGCAUUCUUCAGACGUGCUUCAUUUCCCUGCCGAUCUGAGCAAUGCCAGCGCUUUGUCCUCAGAUGCCUGCCCAUUCGAUACCUCAUCACGAACAAUCUCAGCGAUCAAAAACGACCAAGGAACAAUUGUGCAAGUCACUGAAACAUCCACAAGCUUUAUUGCGCCCUUUCAGAGUUCACGACACAGCCACGAUGAAGCUUGUGGGAAGACCUCGCUGGUAGCAGACCACGCAUCGUGCUUUGACGAUAUUAUUGUUCUGUCUUCACAUGGCGCCUAUGGAUCGCGAAUAGAUGUCUUGCGAGUUGAUGAAAUGAAUCUGUUACACUCGACCUCGUUUGAUGCCAAGGGCGAGAUAACGUGCUUGGGCCUCUUCAAGAAAUCCCUGGAGACCUACAUUGUGGCAGGGUCUGUCAAAGACAGCGUGCCGUGCAUGACGAUAUAUUCGCUCGAGGGCCGCGAAAUCAGCAGCAAGGCCCCCCAGCCAAAUAUUGACGCUGCCGACCAAGAGCCUCUCUUCCAGAUAGAAGCAUACACAAGUGUUGACGCAAUAUCUGAUACCGCCGAAAAGGUUAUCUUGGUGUUCGGCACGAGGACCGGCCACGUUGUGACUGUCGAGCUUGAAGACGGCCUAGAGCACAGUUCAUUCGCAAUCGAGCAGCUCGGUCUUUCACCUGCCAACGUAUUUGCGACCUCCGGUCGGUUUGAUGGAAGUCAUGCUGCCUUGGUUUGCUGUGACAACAAUCUAUCGAUAGUGACCGACUUUUCGACAAGGACCACCAAAUUUCAUACCAAAAGCCGAAUUUGGGCAACUGACUCUAAUGAACAAUCCAUGCCAUCACCGCCGAUCCAUUCGGCCUUUUGCCUCGAAGACAGCCUUGCUGGCUACAAUCGUCACAUGUCUUUGAUGUUACUAGCUGGGACACGAAUUCUGCUCGUGGAUAUAUGGCCUCAUGUUGGCCCAGUCCCUCGCAGUAUUCCACUUGAUGGGACGCCAAUGCGUCUUAUCUACUCCAAACAAUGGAAGGCUUUGGUGGUCGCGCAUUUGAAAGACAAUCGACCAACACUAUCUUUCAUUGACCCUGAUACGGGGGAAAACAUCUCAGCAGCGGCCAACAAGGACAGGCAACCGUCUGAUUACAUCUCUGGUCUUGGGCACCCAGGAGACAGAAUAUUUGGCUUAUGCGAGUGGUUCUAUGUUAAAGACGGAAAGACAUUUCCGUUCAUUAUCGUGACCACUCAACAAGGUCGGCUGAUGAUAGUCUCGGUCAAAGCAGAGAAAGUCGAGGGUCCUAAUGGACCGACAAGACAAUUGCAAUACUGGACACGAUACAAGAAGAAAGGCUUUACAGAACCGAUUUACACGGUCGUUGGAGAUGCCGUGGGCCUCCUGUUUUGUGUUGGAAAGGUUCUCCACUGGGAAGUUCUCGAUCUCUCAGAAAAGAGACUCAAACCGAUGAAGGAGAUCAAGUUGGAUUCUCCAGCUACAUCUCUCCGUGUUGAAGGCCAUACAGUCUGCGCAUUGACCGCGCAGCACUCCUUACAAGUCAUUGACCUUGAAGUGGGAUCAGAAGAGACCCAGGCGUCCAUUAUACACAGCGACCGUAUAACACGGUACACAGGACAUGUGAUGGAAAUGGGGGAUUCUGAAGAACAGCCGGGCAAGUGGCCCGUGAGUGUGAUAUCAACUUCGCAAGCUGGCCUUGCUGGAGUUUGGAUCCCUUGGGGCCAGCGCAAUAAAGAGUUUGAAGUUGUUUUCGAGGGGGUGUUACCCACGUCAAUCAGGAGAUUCCGCAAGGGGCAAACACGCCCCUUCUGGUUGGCAGUUGACCGCCAGCGGCAGUACGAUACUUUGUUCAGCACGACGGACCAGGCCGAAGUUCUUGGGGUUUCGCUUGAUGGAUCUCUCCAACAUUUCUCCCUGAUAGGUAUGGACCUCUGGCGCUUCCUUCGACUCAUACAGAAUUUGGCAUACCACAACAUAGAUGUGUGCCCCUUUGCGCGCGGAAGCCAGUCUAUGAUAGACGACGACGACAUGGAACUCGAUCUGGAUUUGGAACUGGAACCUCAAUCUUAUCCCGACAUGAUGCAUAUUGAUGGCGAUCUGCUCAAACGCUGUUUCGAUUUGAACGCAUUAAAAAGUCUCGUGUCAAUUGGCGAUGGUAUCGAUUUGUUUUGCGAAUACUUGGACGGAAUCGAAGACGGCAUACAUACAGAAGGAUUUCGGGAUAAUGGCGUUGACGGACAGGAGAAGUAUAUUGAGCUGGGCUACAAGAUACUGGAGUAUGUUUUGGCUCCACCGAUCUGA
Molecule: messenger RNA, 4002 nt
Organism: Fusarium pseudograminearum CS3096
Lineage: Eukaryota; Fungi; Ascomycota; Sordariomycetes; Hypocreales; Nectriaceae
Exons: 5
Coding region: 1-4002 (1333 amino acids)
Biological process (GO): mRNA splicing, via spliceosome
Cellular component (GO): U2 snRNP; nucleus
Molecular function (GO): protein binding; U2 snRNA binding
Source: RefSeq, a predicted model, not a curated record